Messenger RNA from Dichotomopilus funicola, 2802 nucleotides. RefSeq lists its product as uncharacterized. Bases 1 to 2802 code for a protein of 933 amino acids. The record is from RefSeq and is a predicted model, not a curated record. Gene Ontology annotation, cellular component: cytoplasm; P-body. NCBI's taxonomy places the organism in Eukaryota, Fungi, Ascomycota, Sordariomycetes, Sordariales, Chaetomiaceae. The transcript is spliced from 2 exons. Gene Ontology annotation, biological process: nuclear-transcribed mRNA catabolic process, nonsense-mediated decay; deadenylation-dependent decapping of nuclear-transcribed mRNA. Gene Ontology annotation, molecular function: 5'-(N(7)-methylguanosine 5'-triphospho)-[mRNA] hydrolase activity; manganese ion binding; RNA binding.
AUGACCCUCCGCAGCUUCUGCCUCCGCAUCUUCAAGCACUGCCCGCUGCUGGCGCCCUUUUCCGCCGAGAACCACAUGCGCGCGUUUGAAGAGUUCAUGCUAUACAAGACACGCGUUCCCGUCCGCGGCGCCAUCUUGCUGAACGAGGACAUGGACUCGACGGUGCUGGUGAAGGGCUGGAAAAAAGGCGCCAGCUGGAGUUUCCCCCGUGGCAAAAUCAACAAGGACGAGGACGACCUCGACUGCGCCAUUCGUGAGGUGUAUGAAGAGACCGGCUUCGACAUCAAAGAAGCCGGUCUGGUGCCCAAAGAUGAUGAGGUCAAAUACAUCCAGAUCUCCAUGCGCGAGCAACAGAUUCGCCUCUACGUGUUCCGCAAUAUCCCCAUGAACACAGUUUUUGAGCCCAAGACCCGCAAGGAGAUCAGCAAGGUCGAGUGGUAUAAGCUUUCGGAGCUGCCAGCCUUUAGGAAGAAGGGCAACCACGCGCAAGAUGAUGGUGCUGCCGCUGCCGCGUCAAACGCCAACAAGUUCUACAUGGUUGCCCCGUUUCUCGUGCCGCUCAAGAAAUGGGUAGUCCAACAGAAGAAGAAGGACGAGAGCCCGGCCGUCCAUCAUCUAGCCGUCCAGCCUACGGUGGAGGAACCUCUUACAGAAGAGGAGAUGGGUGGUCAAGCCGAACCAGUCGCCGCACCCUCGAACAACUUGGCGGGCAUUGAAACGCUGGAGGGUGCAACUCGGGAACUGCAACGCCUUCUCAAGGUUCAGCCGCCAACCCAGGGUGUACAAACGACUGAAACACCAGCGACAACGAACCCGACUACUUCGGCCGCCGGGAAAGGAGAGGCACUGAUGGCACUCUUACAAAAAAGCGCAGGCAUACCAUUGUCACAGAGUUCGCAGCCGCAUCAACAACCCAGCACGUACGUUCACACGCCAUCAGACUUCGCUUAUACCGGUGCCUCCGAACCACACGCUCCGCAACAGUACCACGCAGCGCAGAGACAACCCGUGGAGGGCUACCAGAAUGCACCAGUCUCCGGAUAUUACGGCCACGGUCAAGAUGUGAUGGGCAAUGCUCAACCUGCGCCACAGCACUCCGACCGCAAUCCGUUUGUGAACCCGGCACAACAGCAACGCCACGAGCCAGUGCUGUUGCACCCACAACCGCUGCCGCCGCAAGUGCAGCAGUCUGUUCUAACUCGGGGAAUUUUGCCAACUCCCGCGCUCCUAGAUGCCGCGCAUCAAGCCGGUCUAGGUGGCCAAGCCGGGCAUUACGCCCAACAGCGGGGUGGCCUACAACAACAGCAGCAGCAACAGCAGCAACAACAACAGCUCCGUCAUGGAAACCCCUAUGGUCAACAUGGGGUGCAGUACAGUCACCAAGCGCAUUCGAAUCAGCUCCAUGCCCGCGGUAACGACGCCCACGCGCCCCAACAGCAACAAGCCGCAAAGACUGCGCAGCUGACAGGCCACGCCAUGUCGCUUCUGAGUGCCUUCAAGGGCAACAACGGCCCACGUGAGAGUGGCGAACAGCACAAAUCGCGCGGAGUCACGCCACAAGAGGCCAAUUCUGCGCAGGGGAGCACCAACCAGUCCCCGUAUCAGCCCGGGCCAUGGUCCAACGCGCCCACGUCUCAAGCCGCCCAUGUGGCUGCACACUAUCUACCACAGCACGGAGGGGCACCCGCCGCCCCAGUGAAGACAUCGCCCCGUUCCGCGCAGCCGUCCGAGCCCUACCAUCCAGCACCAAAACACACGCAGCCCACGGAAAACCAUCGAACGGUAUUGUUGGACAUGUUCCGCAAGGCUGGUCCCCGAUCGCCUCUAAGUCACGAAAUCAAGUUGCCAUCUACGAAAUCGCAGCAUAGCCCAGGUUACGCAAGGAAAGACGAGCCCUCCAGCCCAUCGUACAAGGCUACUUCCACGGCCGAGCCGGCUGCUGAUCCAGGCGGUUCACCCCUAAGAGCGCACCCGGAACCGAGUUUAUCCUACCGACCCGUUCAGAUUUUAAGCCGACCGAAGCAGGGAGCGGCGGAUCAAGCGGGCAAGGUCCAAGACUACACCAGUGCGCAGGAGCAGUUACGGCGUCUUCAGCAUCGGUUUAGUCCGCUGGGCUCGUCGCGCCAGGACGCCCGAAACGCCCCCCGCCAAGGCGUCCCCUCGCCUCGCGACCGGUCGUUCUACCAACAGAUGGAGCAGCAAGAGCCCAAGCGGUCACCGCAACUCAACUAUGUUGCUGCGCAGGCUGCCAGUCUCCCAUAUGCGCCGCAACCAACGUCUAGCGCCCAAUCCGUCCCGUCGUAUCAGCAGCACCAGCAGCAACCGUAUCAGCAGCAGCAUCAUCCCCAGCAUCCCCAGCACCCGCAACAGCAAGCACCACAACGCAAGGACUCGAAUUCGGAGCAGAAGCAACUACUUCUCUCUCUCUUUAGCAAAGAGCAGCAGCAGCAGCAGCAACAGCACCAGCAAAAGCAUCAUCAACAAACAUCCUCGCCCACCACCUACGCCACCAAGGGCAAAGCCAGAGAACCCCCCGUCGGAGGCGUAUACGACCAGGCCCGGUCCCAGUCAGGAAGUGCCCCUCGCUCGCGCGUCGCAUCGUUUGCUUCCCUUGGAGGGGCGGCCGAGGGCACUGGCUCAGGCGCCGCCACAACUGGUGGUGGUAGCGGAGUUGGUAGUGCCGGUCCCCCUAUUGCCGGGAGUGCGGCGACCUCGCGCCGUGGCAGCCAGACACCUAUUUCGCCGGCGGAUCGGAGUUUCUUGUUUUCGUAUUUGGAGUCGGUGACGAAUACCGGGCGGUGA